Molecule: messenger RNA, 604 nt
Organism: Priapulus caudatus
Lineage: Eukaryota; Metazoa; Priapulida; Priapulimorpha; Priapulimorphida; Priapulidae
Product: fibulin-1-like
Molecular function (GO): calcium ion binding
Source: RefSeq, a predicted model, not a curated record
AUGGAACAGCCUCGUGUCUUCUAUCAGAAUGAAGGCCCUGUUGGGGCUGGCCUACACAGUGAAUCAAUGCGCGGCUGUCUUGAGAUCAACAACCAAGCAACGCAGCUCUGCCUGGAUGCUAUCGGUUUAAUGGAGCAGCUAAAAUUUCUGAGGUUUACGUGGACGCUACUGCUGGUAACGGUGGCGACCGUAGGAGCUAACGUAUCUAACGAGGACACGUUUAUAGUGGAUCUGGAGCUAGGACUGUUUGCCUGUCAGGUGGAGACGACGUCCGACCAGCUACGACUCUUCAACAUCUCCUCGAUGUGUGACGGAGUGCAGGACUGUAUCAACCGCAUGGACGAGGAUAGUGCACGGUUAGAGUGCCGGGAUAACUGCAAUCCUGAGUGUGUUAAUGGUGCUUGCUUGAACAACAAGAGUCCACAGUGCUACUGCGACUGUGACUACGGAGGGGACGCCUGUGAUAUUCCAGACCAGAACGAAUGCGCAGAAGCCGCCGGAGACAACCUGUGCGCCGAAAAGGCAAACUGCGUCAACGUUCCCGGAAGCUACUACUGCGCAUGCUCAGACGGUUACCAGGGCGACGGCUACGAGAAAUGCAACG